UAAAGGUCUCCUCGGCGGCGGCGGCGGCGGAAGGCGGGAGGCAUGUCCAAGGGCCCGGUGGCGGGCGGCCCUGCCGCGGCCGGGCCGGCGAGCGCCGCCAGCGCGCUGCAGGCGCAGCCCGAGAAGCCGCAGCACUACACGUACCUGAAGGAGUUCCGCACGGAGCAGUGCCCGCUCUUCGUGCAGCACAAGUGCACUCAGCACCGGCCCUACACCUGCUUCCACUGGCACUUUGUCAACCAGCGCCGGCGCAGGUCCAUCCGCCGCCGCGACGGGACCUUCAACUACAGCCCCGACAUCUACUGCACCAAGUAUGAUGAGACCACAGGAAUCUGCCCCGAAGGAGAUGAGUGUCCCUUCUUGCAUAGAACUACUGGAGACACAGAGAGGAGGUAUCACUUACGCUACUACAAAACUGGAAUCUGCAUCCAUGAGACAGACUCCAAGGGAAACUGCACCAAGAACGGAGUCCACUGCGCCUUUGCUCAUGGGCCCCACGACCUGCGCUCACCCGUGUAUGACAUCAGAGAGCUUCAGGCGAUGGAAGCUUUACAGAAUGGUCAGACAACAUCUGAAGGAGGCAUUGAGGGUCAGUCUGCAGUCGCUGCCAGCCAUGCCAUGAUAGAGAAAAUACUCAGUGAGGAGCCAAGGUGGCAAGAUACAACAUAUGUGUUGGGAAACUACAAGACAGAGCAGUGUAAGAAGCCCCCCCGGCUCUGCCGCCAGGGUUAUGCCUGCCCCUACUACCACAAUAGCAAAGACAGAAGACGAAGUCCAAGAAAACACAAAUACAGAUCUUCACCGUGUCCCAGUGUGAAGCAUGGGGACGAGUGGGGAGAUCCCAGUAAGUGUGAAAAUGGAGACUCCUGCCAGUACUGCCACACUCGCACAGAGCAGCAGUUCCACCCAGAGAUCUACAAAUCCACCAAAUGCAAUGAUAUGCAGCAGUCUGGCAGCUGUCCCCGAGGACCCUUCUGUGCCUUUGCACAUGUAGAACAGCCGGUGCUCAGCGAAGAUUUGCAGCAAUCCUCGGCCGUGUCCAGCCCCACACAGACAGCACCUGUGAUGUACAUGCCCUCAGCAGCUGGGGACUCUGUUCCAGUCAGCCCUUCCAGUCCACAUGCCCCAGACCUUAGCAAUGUGUGGAAUAAAUCAGGAACUCUGCCAACUAGCCCCACCUCCACCACAAUUCUUUGUAGGAACAGCAGUCUUGGAAGCCCAUCUAAUAUAUGUGGGUCUCCUCCUGGUGCCAUUGGGAAGCCCCACAGCUUGGAGAGUAUUGGUUUUCCUCCAGACUCAGUCACAGCAGCUGGCAGCUACAAGAAAGCACCGGGGUUUGAGCGAGAAGAUCAGGUUGGGGCCGAGUAUUUGAAGAGUUUCAAAUGCCAGCAAGCAAAAAUGAAGUCCCACUCCCUGGAACACAGGAGCCAGGAACAACCUUUGUUACAGCCCAAACAGGACAUCCUGGGCAUUCUCCCAGUGGGGAGCCCACUGACAUCCAGCAUCUCCUCUAGUAUCACCUCCAGUCUGGCUGCAACCCCCCCGAGCCCCGCCGGCACCAGCAGCAUUCCAGGCAUGAAUGCCAAUGCCCUUCCCUUCUAUCCAACCAGUGACACCGUUGAGUCUGUCAUAGAGUCUGCCUUGGAUGACCUGGACCUGAAUGAAUUCGGAGUGGCUGCCCUGGAGAAGACAUUUGACAGCAGCACAGUGCCCCACACGAGUGGCAUCAUGAUAGGUGGGAGUUUGCUGCAAAGUUCUGCUCCUGUAAAUAUCCCCGGGUCCCUUGGAAGCUCUGCCUCCUUUCACUCCGCCUCUCCUUCUCCACCGGUCAGCCUCUCAUCGCAUUUCCUCCAUCAGCCCCAGGGACACUUAAGCCAGUCAGAAAACACUUUCCUGGGGACAUCAGCUUCUCAUGGAUCAUUAGGUUUAAAUGGGAUGAACAGCAGCAUAUGGGAACACUUUGCUUCGGGGAGUUUUUCGCCCAGUACCUCACCUGCAUUUCUGUCAGGUCCAGGUGCUGCGGAGAUGGCACGGCUGCGACAAGAGCUGGAUGAGGCCAAUGGCACAAUAAAGCAGUGGGAAGAGUCUUGGAAACAAGCCAAGCAGGCUUGUGAUGCUUGGAAAAAGGAGGCAGAGGAAGCAAAUGAUCGCGCCAACACAGCUAACAUGGAAUGUGAACUGGCCCGGGAGCAGAGGGAAGCCUUGGAGCUGCAAGUGAAGAAACUGCAGGAGGAGCUGGAGAGGAUCCACACCGGGCAGGACCCGCAGUUCCUGCGCUCCUUCUCUGACCUGGAGACGCUCUCACUCUCGUCGCUCUACACCCUGCAGAAACAGCUGCGGGCAAACCUGGAGAAAGUGGACAAGGCGGUAUUUCAGAUGCAGUCAGUGAAAUGCCUUAAGUGUCAGGAGGAGAACCGGGUGGUGCUGCCGUGCCAACACGCGGUGCUGUGCGAGACGUGCGCUGAGGAGGGCGAGUGCCCCAUCUGCCACCCCAACAGGCCCCACUCUCUGCAGUCGUGACCUUCCAGGGACACUCGUUCUGAUCAUAUCCUAGAGAACUUUUUAACUUUAUACAUACGUACAUAUAUAUGUAUGUGUAUAUAUAUAUAUGUAUAUAUGUGUGUGCAUGGGCGUGGCUGUGCACCUGUAGGGACGUGCACACACACGCACAUGCACACAUGAAAACAGAAAAUUAGUUGCAGAGCACUUUUUAAUAUUUUACAUCCCGUAUCUAAACUGCCCCUCACCCGUGCCCCACUAAUUCUAACUCUUGAUGAACUUUGAGAGCUGUUUUUAAUACAGAUCAAAGGGCCAUUUGCAAAGAGUCUGUGUUUCUCCUCUUUUCUAUUUAGGUGAUAACAAAUUUUUGACUAUUUCCAGAAGGACUUAGAGUGGGCAAGAGGGGCUUCCACGUGCUUUCCAGAGGAAGAGUUGAGAUCACGGGGAGGAUCGAGGUGGUUUGAAAUGACUAGCUCAUGCCUUUGGUCCCCCUGCUCUUUCACUGACCCAGCUUGGUUAAAGCCGUCCUCCCUGAUGGGAGCUCUGCCAGGCUCCUGCCUGGAGGGCUUCACACUGCCCAUCUCUGAAUGUGCAGGAACUUUGUCUGUCAUUUAAUCAGCAAAGUUCACUUUUUAAAUUUUUUUACACUCUUUGUAUAUUUGUAUGAAAAGAAGAAAAGAGGAAAAAAAAAUUUCUAUUGGACCUAGAGCAAGCCAAGCCCCAAAAUUCAGUGACCAAUGUUCACUGCUGAUGCAGCCAACAUGUUCCAGGUCUGAGCAGCCUUAGAAGAAUUGCCCUUGGGUGAGCCAAAGCCCUUUAUGAAGGAAAUUUGGAUGCAGAGGUUAGUUCCCUCCAGGCACCCCUUUGUCUGGUGGCUGUUUGGAGACUUUUUACUGUUUCAGACCAGAUUAGUUUUGUUUUAGCCACAGGGACCGGAUUCGUAGUCACUGCUGAAGUGCAUGAACCAAUUCCAGGUAGGCUGAGGACAUUUUUGUUGCCUGUGUCAGCAGCUCAAGGGUGGUUUGCUGGCUCCAGAAACCCUGGUGCUAGAGAUGUGUGGUGACAGAAAUAGACCAGCAGGACAGAGAAAUGCCACCAGCUCAGACCUGCCCAGCAGCUGAGCUUUCCUGUGACGUUCCUUACCAGCAUGUCCAUUGGAUUUUUACAUCAGGUGGAUUGCAGUAACCUGCUGGGAUCUCAACCAAAAGGCCACUCAGUUGACUAAACAUUUUUAUUUUGCACAGGGAUGCUCCUGUGCUGUCCCUCCAUGACCUGGAAAAGCACUGGAACCUCCAGCAGCCCACUAUUGUAGGAAAACUGAAUUUUUACCAGAGCCUCUCAGAAAGCUUCGUAUUUAAUACAAACACAUAAUUAGGUUUGUUUCCAUAAUUCCACCUUUCCUCUCCAUGGAAGGGGUUAAUAUGCAUUCCCAGAUGAUCUCUUAAGUGCAGCUCUGUGUAGUUCUUUUUUAUGUUUUCCCAUUAACUUGUUUUUGGGUUUUUUGGUAAAAAUGCUUUUUUUCCAUGUGUAUUUUAUUGUAACUAGCAUCAGGUUUUUUAAUUUUUUUUAAUGGAGAGACACUGUUGAGUGACUAUUGUGGCUAUGUUGUUUGGUUAUAGCCUUUGAAUGUCUGUGCCAUGGGGCAGCACAUCUGCCUUGGUCUGAUCUUAAAGAAAGACCUUUUAUUAAAAUACAUGAACAUUU
Molecule: messenger RNA, 4203 nt
Organism: Haemorhous mexicanus (house finch)
Lineage: Eukaryota; Metazoa; Chordata; Aves; Passeriformes; Fringillidae
Gene: UNK
Product: unk zinc finger
Exons: 17
Coding region: 43-2520 (825 amino acids)
Biological process (GO): cell morphogenesis involved in neuron differentiation
Molecular function (GO): mRNA CDS binding; metal ion binding
Source: RefSeq, a predicted model, not a curated record